AUGGCUGAAAACACCAGGUAUCGUUCUCUGGAGGAACAGCUCAAGAAACAAGAAACUCGACUUCAGGAGGUAAUGGAGACCAUGGCCGCAGCUCAGACUUCCUGCCAGAAUAGCUUGCAGCAGAAAUUUCAGGAGGAGCUUGGGCAGAACAACGCGAAGGUAGAGGCGAUGGUAGGCAACCUGGACCAGAGGUUCAGUAAGAUGGAAAUGAAACUCAAUACGCUACUGAAGGUGAUGAUGAAAGAAAAAUGUAUGCCGGAAACAGAGGCAGGCUCAUCGGAACCACUCCUACCGACUCCUCCACCGCAUUUUAAGCUCAUGACGUCCACAGAGGUGCAUGGAGCUCAACCGGAGGUUAGAGCUAAGAUUUUUACUCCCAGCUUGCCAAGACUUGAAAUGCCUAUGUUCGCAUAUGGUAAUCCUAGAGAAUGGUUGAGGAAAUGCCAUAAAUAUUUUUUGAAUUAUCAAAUACCUGAAAAUCAAAGGGUAGAUAUGGUAGAAAUGUUUUUAGAAGGGAGAGCUGAUAAUUGGUUCCAGGGAGUUAGACUGGAAAAACCUAGGUUGAAUUGGUCUGAAUUUUGCGAGCUGUUGUGUGAAAGGUUUACAGGGAAGUGGUCACGUGAUGUGGUUGAGGAAUUCAACAAAUUACAACAAAAAGGGACAGUAGAAGAGUAUGAGGAGAAGUUUGAGGAAUUGAAAACGCUCAUGUUGAUCAGGAAUCCUAGGCUGGAUGAAGGUUAUUUUAUAUCCAGUUUCAUUAGUGGUUUAAAGGAUGAGAUUAAACCAAUGGUCAAAAUGUUCAAACCACAGACUCUAUCCAAAGCGUUUGAGGUUGCUGAAUUGCAGGAAUGCUCACUGGAAACCAUGUCCAAGCAACCUACGACCUCAGGAAGGACUGCGGUUGAACCUAAGUACGGGAUGUUUAGAAACCACAGUAAUAGCCAAAACAAUUCCAGCUCCUAUAAACUUACUGCUAUUGAUCCUACUAAUAGGAAGGUUGACACUAGAUCCAGAGAAGUGAGUAGGAUUUCAGCUGAGGAAAUGCAGUAUAGGCGUAUAGAGGAAGAGGAUGAAGCUGAAUUCGAAGAUGCGGAAGGAGAACAAGAUGAGCUGACUGGGAGGGUAGGAGAAUUGGCUGAAGUGUCACUGAAUGCUCUAGCAGCAGCAAUACAGAGAAAAUCUAUUUUGCUACUAGGCAACUUAGGGGGAAUACCUGUCAAGAUCCUGGUGGACACUGGUAGUUCUGACAGCUUCAUACACUAUCAAUUGGCUAAGUCUUUUCAGCUCCCUUAUCAAACAGUCAGACCUUUUACUGUAACUUUGGCAGAUGGCACUGACAUCACUAGUGGCACAAUUUGUCCAGGUGUUAGAUGGUUAAUACAGGACUAUCAGUUCCAAUUCGAUCUGAAGAUAAUGGAGUUAGGGAACUGGGAUAUCAUCUUAGGAGUUGACUGGAUGUGUCAAUUCAGUCCCAUCACUUUUGAUUUCCAUGCACUCAGUAUUGCUCUUAGCAGCAGGGGUGACUUAUUACAUCUCCAAGGCUUCAUUAACCAACCUGUGAUGGAACUAGUGUUUGAAACCCCUCAAGGACUGCCUCCUGAGAGGGAAUUAGAUCAUCAGAUUACCUUGAAGCCAGGAGCAGAGCCAUUCAAACUUAAACCUUACAGGUACCCCCACGCACAUAAAUCUGAGAUUGAAAAACAGGUGGCUGAAAUGCUUACAAAUGGGAUUGUUAAGCACAGUUGUAGUCCUUUUGCUUCUCCUGUGCUGUUGGUUAAGAAAAAAGACAAUACGUGGAGGCUAUGUGUGGAUUAUAGGAAGCUAAAUGAACUUACUGUCAAGGACAGGUUCCCUAUCCCAAACAUUGAUGAGCUGUUGAAUGAACUACAUGGGAUUAAGUACAUGUCUAAACUAGACCUCAGAGCUGGAUAUCAUCAGCUGAGAGUCAAGACAGCAGACAUACCUAAGACUGCUUUCCAGACACACCAUGGCCAUUUUGAAUUUUUGGUGAUGCCAUUUGGCCUCACUAAUGCACCAGUUACCUUUUAA
Messenger RNA from Coffea eugenioides, 2049 nucleotides. RefSeq lists its product as uncharacterized. Lineage: Eukaryota; Viridiplantae; Streptophyta; Magnoliopsida; Gentianales; Rubiaceae. Gene Ontology annotation, molecular function: aspartic-type endopeptidase activity. Bases 1 to 2049 code for a protein of 682 amino acids. The record is from RefSeq and is a predicted model, not a curated record. Gene Ontology annotation, biological process: proteolysis. The transcript has 3 exons.